Messenger RNA from Anopheles marshallii, 1350 nucleotides. RefSeq names its product nedd8-activating enzyme E1 catalytic subunit (gene Uba3). Gene Ontology annotation, cellular component: cytoplasm; nucleus. Gene Ontology annotation, biological process: protein neddylation. The transcript is spliced from 2 exons. Gene Ontology annotation, molecular function: NEDD8 activating enzyme activity. The record is from RefSeq and is a predicted model, not a curated record. Lineage: Eukaryota; Metazoa; Arthropoda; Insecta; Diptera; Culicidae. Bases 1 to 1350 code for a protein of 449 amino acids.
AUGGAAGUUGCUUCGCCGAAUAACGAUCACUUGAGUAAGCGUUGGAAUCAUUUGCGUAAAAUCCUCGAACGGUCUGGUCCAUUCUGCCAUCCUAACUUCGCCGCAUCGUCGGAAACUUUGGAAUUUUUGCUGAAUACUUGCAAAAUUCUCGUAAUUGGCGCUGGAGGGUUAGGGUGUGAACUAUUGAAAGAUCUGGCUUUAAUGGGGUUCCGUGAUAUUCACGUAAUCGAUAUGGAUACGAUCGAGCUCUCGAAUCUGAAUCGCCAGUUCUUAUUUCGGCGUGCGGAUAUCGGCAAAUCGAAGGCGCAAUGUGCAGCAGCUUUCAUUAAUGGACGCGUUCCGGGGUGUGUCGUUACACCGCACUUUUGCAAAAUUCAAGACUUUGAUUCAGCCUUCUAUCGGCAGUUUCAUAUCAUUGUGUGCGGAUUGGAUUCAAUUGUUGCGCGUCGGUGGAUCAAUGGUAUGCUGAUAUCGAUGCUAGAGUAUGAAGAAGAUGGUUCAGUGGAUGAGACCUCCAUAAUUCCUCUGAUUGAUGGUGGCACGGAGGGUUUCAAAGGAAAUGCACGUGUGAUUCUGCCGGGAAUGACGGCAUGCAUAGAUUGUACGCUGGAUCUGUUUCCUCCCCAGGUAAACUAUCCUCUUUGCACAAUCGCGAAUACGCCAAGAUUACCUGAGCACUGCAUAGAGUACGUGAAGAUUAUCCAAUGGCCCAAGGAAACUCCAUUCGGUGUAGACAUUGUCCUCGACGGUGAUGAUCCGCAACACGUCACUUGGGUGUACGAGAAGGCACAAGAAAGGGCAAAUAGCUUCAACAUAACAGGACUGUCGUAUCGUUUAGUGCAGGGUGUGCUGAAGAAUAUUAUACCGGCAGUGGCCAGCACCAAUGCUGUGAUUGCGGCGGCCUGUGCUACGGAAGUGUUCAAGCUUGCUUCGAGCUGUUGCGAACCGUUGAACAACUACAUGGUAUUCAACGAUGUGGACGGAAUCUACACCUAUACGUACGAGGCGGAAAAACGCUCGGACUGCUUGGCGUGUAGCCAAAUACCAAGACCAGUGGAGGUUAACGAUCCAAAUGGAAUGACUUUGCAGGAUCUGAUUCAGCACCUGUGUGACAAUCCGGAAUUUCAAAUGAAAAGCCCAGGAUUGACCGCGUUGCUGGACGGCAAAAACAAAACCCUGUACAUGGGGACGGUGAAGAGCAUUGAGGAAGCCACGAAGGGAAACUUAACACUCUCUCUCAACGAGCUUGGACUGAAGGAUGGCCAGGAAAUAAUGGUAGCCGAUAUAACAACACCGAAUACAAUCCUUAUUAAGCUCAAAUUUCAACCGAAUGAGGUGGAAAUGUCUUGA